AUGCGCCUCACCCCGCGCCUGCUGCUACAGAUCCAACAACUCUCCUCCUCCAACCGCGCCCUCCCCAUCCUGGAGAUCUACCAACCCCCAACCCUGGGGAAACAUCUCCCCCACUGUCCCCGGAAACUGCACUCGCGCGAUCUGUACGUCCUGCAGAGUGACGCGUACACGAAUCUGCCGUCCGCAGGCACAGCAUCACACCAAGAAGGAGGGAAAAAACAGGACCCAUCGUCCUCUGUCGCAGUCGCAGGGGUCAUCUACACAAAUCCAUCAUCGGCGGACAAAUUAGUCGAGAUAUUUAUCCCGUCUACCUCGCAGACUUGGUCUAUUACCCGCACACCAGCGAAUGCUACUGCUGCUCCUGCCUCAAACUACAAAUUCACCCUCACACCACCCAAAAAUACCACCGACUCACCCACACCCACACCCACAACCGCAAACCCGCUUACGUUGGAAUGGAAAAAACGCACCCGCUCCCGCACCCGCUCCUCGACCGCUCGAUCGAGCCUCAAGUCCGCGUCCGGAUCCACAUCCACAUCCACAUCCACAUCCACCGACGUCUCCGACGCCAACCAGAAUCAGCACGCGGGCGAAUCCGAGGAGCGGUUCGUGUUGAGCGUGAGCGGGGCGGCCAUGGGUAGUGGUAGUGGUGGUGUUUCGUCGCGACCGACGACGACGACGGUGUUGGCGGGGUUGGAGAGGAAAGGGGUCAGGGUGGGCGGGUGGGAUGCGAGACAGGUGAGGGUGUUGGAGGAGGUGCUGGGAGGGGGGGCAUGGAAGGGGUGCAUAAUUUGA
Aspergillus heteromorphus CBS 117.55 is the source of this 795-nucleotide messenger RNA. RefSeq lists its product as uncharacterized. NCBI's taxonomy places the organism in Eukaryota, Fungi, Ascomycota, Eurotiomycetes, Eurotiales, Aspergillaceae. The record is from RefSeq and is a predicted model, not a curated record. The transcript has a single exon. The coding region runs from base 1 to 795 and encodes 264 amino acids.